Messenger RNA from Anopheles maculipalpis, 334 nucleotides. RefSeq names its product U6 snRNA-associated Sm-like protein LSm3 (gene LSm3). Gene Ontology annotation, biological process: mRNA splicing, via spliceosome; P-body assembly. The record is from RefSeq and is a predicted model, not a curated record. Gene Ontology annotation, molecular function: RNA binding. The transcript has 4 exons. Lineage: Eukaryota; Metazoa; Arthropoda; Insecta; Diptera; Culicidae. Gene Ontology annotation, cellular component: precatalytic spliceosome; U4/U6 x U5 tri-snRNP complex; U6 snRNP. The coding region runs from base 19 to 324 and encodes 101 amino acids.
CUCAAUCCAAUCACCAAAAUGGCAGAAGAAGAACAGAUGCCAAUCAUCCCCGUUAAGGAACCACUGGACCUCAUCCGGCUUAGCUUGGAUGAAAAGAUCUACGUUAAGAUGCGCUACGAACGUGAAUUGCGUGGACGAUUGCAUGCGUUCGAUCAACAUCUCAACAUGGUACUGGGUGAUGCCGAAGAAACCGUAACGACGGUAGAAAUCGAUGAAGAAACGUACGAAGAGGUGUACAAAACGACCAAGCGUACCAUUCCGAUGUUGUUUGUCCGUGGUGACGGUGUCAUACUGGUUUCGCCUCCGAUGCGUGUUGGUAGCUAAACAUUUCCAC